UGCCUUGCACUCUAGUGUUAUAUGGUAGAAAUGUAUACUAUUUGUUUUGCUGGUCUCUUCUUUUUAUAUUAAACACUUAUUUUUCUUCCCCCUGAAAGCACCACUUCUUACCCUGUUCUCUAAGUUUUAUUGGCUAUGUUUCAUUGUCUCUAAUAUUCAUUAGCAUACUGUCUUUAAUUCAUUGGCUUGCAGUGCUGGCAUCCCAUAUCACUGAGGCAGAUUGUAUCCCAGCUGUUCUGCUUCUGAUCCAGCUCCCUGCUAACAUGCCUGGAAAAGCAGUAGAAAAUGCCAAGUACAUGGGCCUGUGUCACCCAUGUAGAAUACCUGGAUUGAUUUCCUGGCUCCUGCCUUCAAACUGGCUCAGACCUGAGCAUUGCAAAAAUUUGGAGCCAUGGAUCCUGUCAACCACACCUGGACCCAGAGUUUCAUCCUUGCUGGUUUCACUAUCACUGGGACCCUACGACCUCUUGUUUUCUUGGGGACCCUGUGCAUCUAUCUCCUCACCAUUGCUGGGAACUUGUUCAUCAUUGUCCUGGUCAGAGCAGACUCUGGACUGUCCACACCCAUGUACUUCUUCAUCAGCGUCCUCUCUUUCCUGGAACUCUGGAGCCAUGGAUCCUGUCAACCACACCUGGACCCAGAGUUUCAUCCUUGCUGGUUUCACUAUCACUGGGACCCUACGACCUCUUGUUUUCUUGGGGACCCUGUGCAUCUAUCUCCUCACCAUUGCUGGGAACUUGUUCAUCAUUGUCCUGGUCAGAGCAGACUCUGGACUGUCCACACCCAUGUACUUCUUCAUCAGCAUCCUCUCUUUCCUGGAACUCUGGUAUGUCAGCACCACAGUGCCCACACUGCUCCAUACCCUGCUCCACGGGUGCUCACCAAUCUCGUCGGCCGCAUGCUUUAUCCAGCUGUAUGUCUUCCAUUCCUUGGGCAUGACUGAGUGCUACCUGUUGGGUGUCAUGGCACUGGACCGCUACCUUGCCAUUUGCCGCCCACUCCGCUACCCAGCACUGAUGAGCAGACAGGUACAGCUUUGGCUAGCUUUGGCCAGUUGGGCGGCUGGCUUCUCAGCUGCCCUUGUGCCAGCCAGCCUCACAGCCACUUUGCCUUUCUGCUUGAAAGUGGUGGUCCAUUACUUUUGUGACCUGGCACCACUAAUGCAGCUGGCAUGUGUGGACACAAGCUGGCAUGCUCAGAUCUAUAUUGUAGUGAUUGCAAUGAUUAACAUAUGUGAUCUUGUUCUCAUUUUAGGACUCUAUGGGGGCAUCCUCAAAGCCAUACUAAAGCUGCCCUCAGCUGCUAGUCGUGCUAAGGCUUUCUCCACCUGUUCUUCCCACAUAACUGUAGUGGCACUGUUCUUCGGCUCUGCUUUCAUUGUCUAUGUGGGACCCCCUGGGAUUCAAGCUGAGGGCAUAGAUAAGAUUAUUGCCUUGGUGUAUUCUCUUCUUACCCCUUUUCUCAAUCCCGUUAUAUAUACCCUUCGUAACAAGGAGGUGAAGGAGGCUUCCAGAAGAGUGACCCAGAAGAUUGGAUUUGCUUUGAAGAGACUCUAAGGAGCUGUAGCAUCACUGCGCAUCCACUAGGCCAUCACAGAAUUAAUAGGAUUGGUUAGUUGAGUAAAUCAAUUAAUCAGCUAAUCAAUUCAAUAAUUUAUGAAACAGAAAAUUAAAUUAAAAUGGAUUGGGACAGAUUGGUAAAUGUGGAGUUAGGAGAAACAUGGUCUCUGAACAGACUAACAUAGAAGAAAGAAUACAUUAGUGAAAAACAAUGAAAACUAGAAUAAAUAAAAAGUCUUUAUGUAGACUUAAGAAUUUAUAGAUCAACCUAUGUUAAGAGAAUUUGAUAGAAGCUAGUUGUGGGGCUUUGGUUACAAAAGGGUUCCUUGAAAAGGGUUUAGCAGAUGGGAAGCGAAAUUAACAAAAAGAAAAAUAUAAGGACACCUCGGAUAUGAAUUCAUGUAUUAAUUGUGAGCCAUGAGGAUAGGGAUAAAAAAGUGUGGAACCGAGUUUUCAUGAGAGAUCCUGCAAUAAAAGGAAUUGUGAAGCCGGAGCUGAAAACGUACUCAUUGAUGGGGAAAAGCAAGAUAUUGGAAUUUGGGGACUGGCUAUAUGGAUAGUCUGAAGUGAAUUAUAGAAAUGUAUACCGUACUUUGUAUUUGAAAUCUUAGUCAAGCAGGAAACAUCAUUAAUGUAGUCCCUUGUGUACAAAACUAGCUCUGGAGAAGAUAUGAAAACAUAGACACAAUUUGUGUUUUCAAAGACAUUACAGUUUUAGUUUUGAGGAAUCAAUUCUGUCUUUCUUGUCUUCUCUCUUUUCCACUUCUCCUGGUUUGUUCCUCUUUCUUUCUCUCUUUAUUCUACACAUGCAGAGACCAGGAGGAGCAACAGUACAUCGAGUGACACUAAGGGACUGUCUUUUUUCACUUUGCAGUAUGGGUAUCUGUGGUAGUUCUAGGCAAUGAAAAGCAGUGCAAAGGAGUAGCAUGGAUCAGCAAGAAGGGGAUGUAAAAAGAGUAAGUUAAAAGUUACCAAGGUGGAGUCUUAAUACCCUGGUCGUCUAGUUGGCACUCCUCUGAAAGUUCUCUUCAGACUAGGUAAGGAACUACAGUAUCCUCCUAGGAGAUUUCAUGUCUCAGAAUAGCAUGACCACAACUCUACUGAAAAUAUCAGAAUAACAUUAAUAUUUGCAAUAAGAACUCUGGGCAUCAUUACUCUCUCUCUCUCUCUCUCUCUCUUUUUAAAGAAAUUAGACAAAUGAGAUUUUGGUUUUCUAUUUUUGGAUAAUUAGGUCAAAAUGUUUUCUUUGUAAUGAAAGGAUGAGUUGGUGGAGGAAAAUUUGAGAUGACAUACAUUGGCAUUUGGUUCCUGCUAAAUUCAGCAAUCCCGACUAAGAGCACAGACUGUUUAGUGACCUAUGUAUCAAAUGGGGAUGUUGUCCAAUUUGUGUUCUUUCUAUGGGAGUGUACCCUUAAAUAAAUUUUCUCUGCUAUGACAUUUAAAGUGUUCCACUUAAAGGGAAACCCAAUAUAAUGUUAUUAAGACAAGAUUAAUCCUUAGGAAGGAAAAUCAAUUGUAGAAACAAAAAUCUGUGAUCCUUUACCUUUUCAUGUCAAAACUAUUUUUUUUUUUUUGUGGUGAGCAAUAACUAAGUUGAAGUCAGAGGAUAAAUCAAAUACACAAUGUUUGAAGACUUACUUAGAACAAAUGCCACUCCCACUAGGAAACUGAACCAUUGAACUUGGGAUUCAGGUGAUGCUUAAGAAGUUAUCUGGUCAAAAUUCCCUGUUUUCACAGAAGAUCAAGCUGAAGUCAAAAGGUGGGAAAUAUAACUUAAGCAAGAUCGCAGGGCAGUUUAGAAGUAAGCUGCGAAUGGGAUAGCACCAAGGUUUCCAUCCCUUUCCAUUAUACCAUUAUGCGAUUUAGGCUCUCGUUUUUGUUCUUUUUUCUUUUGUCCAAGACAAGCAGCACCAUGCAGCAGAAGGGGUGGGAAUGUGGAUUCAGUGAGCCAUAGACUUCCUCUGGUGCCUGUCUUUCCCAUAGAGGAAUUCUGUACCCGAAGAAACAUGCUCUGCCAUGGAAGUUUACAGGCUUUCCUGGUCAGCCUGUCUGCUCUCGGCCUCUUGCAACUUCUACCUAUUUUUUCCCUAGAAGUAACUCUGAACUCUGUAGUCUGAUUAUAUAGGAAUCCAUGGUUCCAUAGAAAUAUCUUUUAUGGGUGAAUGUUCUGUGUCUAUUUCCUCAUUAAAUCUCCUAGAGCAGGAAAAUGGAUAAAUGUUUUUCCAAAAUGAAUUGAUAGGGAGAAUGUAAACUUAGUCAAAAAACAAAGAUCUUAUCAUGCUGUAUUAUUAUGAUAAAGGACAUCCUUUAAAUUAUGUGGCAGACCUAAUGAAGUAUGAAAAGCAUUUCUUUCAAGAUCAAGAACAGAACAAGAUUAAUGACAACACAACUUCUAUUUAAUAUUGUACAGGCUGUACUGACUAAUGUAGCAAAUAAGCAAAAACAGAAAAGUAUAAAAAGAAAAGAAAUUGAAAGUAUCAAAAUUGGAAACAAAAGAAAUCUGACACUAAUUGUAGAUGGUUUUCUUAUAGUACUGAAAUAUAGGGAACCACAAAUAAAUUAUUAGACUCAAUAUGGGAGGUGGACAAGCAUAACACAAUCAUAUGAAUAAAAAGUCAUUUGCAUUAUUAUAUAGUAGCAACAAUCCGAAAAUAUAAUUAAAGUAAUGGCCUUCAUAAUAGAAUAUAUAUGACCCAUAGUAUUGAGCAAAUGGACCUAUCAGACGUUUAUUGGACCUUUCACCCAACAGAUACAGAAUACAUAUUCUUCUCAUUAGCACAUGGAACAUCUUCUGGUGUAGACCAUAUCAAGGCCAUGAAUAAAGUCUCAGUAAAUUUAAAAAGAUUGAAUUCAUGCAUCUUCUCAGACCACAAAAAAUAAAAGUAGGAAUCAACAACAACAACAACAAAAAAGUGAACAUUUAGAAAUGCAUGGAAAUUAAACAACAUGCUACUGAAUGACCAAUGGGCCACUGAAGAAAUUAAAAAAGGAAAUAAAAAAAAACUUUCUUGAAUGAAAAUGAAAACACAAUAUAUCAAAAACUGUAGGAUAUAGCAAAAGCAGCAAAAUGAGAGAAGCUUAUAGCACUCAGAGUAUAUGUUGAAAAAAGAAAAGUCUCAAAAAAUGAUCUAAUGAUGCAUCUUGAAGACUUAGGAAAGCAAGAACAAAUCAAACUCAAAUUUAGCAGGAGGUGAGAUAUAAUAAAGAUCAGAACAUAGAUAAAUAAAAUGAAACUAAAAUGUACAAAAGGUCUAUAAAACAAAAGGUUGGGUUUCUGAUGAGAUAAAUAAAAUGAAACACUUAGACUUGUAAAGAAAAAGAGCAAAAACUAAAAUAAAUAAAAUUAAAUAUGAAAAAUGAGACAUUAAAACAAACACCAUUGAAAUGGAAAGGAUCAUAACAAACAACUAUGAAAAACUCUAUGCUAAAAGAACUGGAAAACCGUCCCGGUUGCCCCUCUUCCAGGCCAGCUCUCUGCUAUGGCCCGGGAGUGCAGUGGAGGAUGACCCAAGUCCUUGGGCCCUGCACCCCAUGGGAGACCAGGAUAAAUACCUGGCUCCUGCCUUCAGAUCAGCGCGGUGCUCCGGCUGCAGGGCGCCAGCCGCGGCGGCCAUUGGAGGGUGAACCAACGGCAAAGGAAGACCUUUCUCUCUGUCUCUCUCUCUCUCACUGUCCACUCUGCCUGUAAAAAAAAAAAAAAAAAAAAAAAAAACUGGAAAACCUCAAAAAUAUAGAUAAUUUCCUGAUAAACUGUAUAAAAUGAUAUGCAUUGGUUUCAGAGACACUUUUUAAUUUGUUUUAAGAUUUCUGCACACUUGGGCAGCAAGGAGAAAGUAAAAUGUUAUUAUCACUUCGGAAAUUAAAUUCUGAAUUUUUAAAUUUUUCUCUCUUGCCAAAGAAAGAUUAAACUUUGUUAUUUGGAGAACAAUUGACUAAUAGCAAAAAUAAUUUAUAAAUUGUUCUCAGUAUUUAAUACUAGCUAUGCUUUAGGGCCUUCCAGAAUCUUCUAAAUAAUGUAUUACAACUAAGGACUAACAUGUGGGUUUAUAUUCCAUUUGCACAAUAAAAAUUAGAAGCAAUAUUGUCCUAACUUCUUUGAGUGGAAAGAAAACACAUUAGUUCUGUUCUUAGACUGCCGAGCAAAGUUAAAGUCAGUCUUAAUAAUCUUUAUCUAAGAACCUUGCUUCAGUUUGUUAGUAUACCUGAUUAUCUAGUUUACAUUAUUUUAUAUAAUAAUGUUUUAUGCUUUUUCAUUGUUAAUAAUCUCUGGAUACUUAAAAAGUUUGUGUAAAAUGGAAUUAAAAGAUUAAUUCAUUUUAGUUUGGUGCACUCUCUGUCUCUCUGUAUCUGCCUUUAAAAUUGAAA
Molecule: messenger RNA, 5924 nt
Organism: Oryctolagus cuniculus (rabbit)
Lineage: Eukaryota; Metazoa; Chordata; Mammalia; Lagomorpha; Leporidae
Product: olfactory receptor 10C1
Biological process (GO): G protein-coupled receptor signaling pathway
Cellular component (GO): membrane
Molecular function (GO): G protein-coupled receptor activity; olfactory receptor activity
Source: RefSeq, a predicted model, not a curated record